AUGCAGGCAGUUGCAGAUCCAGAAACGCUUUACACCAAGCAGAAUUGCCUUGGCGGUGGAAGCUUUGGUAAAGUCUACAAAGGUGUCGACAAGCGCACCGGUCAAUCUGUUGCGAUUAAGAUUAUAGACGUUGAAAAUGCUGAAGAUGAGGUGGAAGACAUCAUCACCGAGAUUUCCAUCAUGUCAACCAUGAACUCGCCCUAUGUAACGAAAUAUCUCGGCUCCUAUCUCAAAGGCUCAGACCUUUGGAUCGUGAUGGAGUUUUGUGCUGGCGGAAGUUGCUCGGAUCUUUUACGACCAGGAAUCAUACCUGAAGACUACAUCAUGAUCAUUAUAAGGGAGCUGCUGCUGGGACUGGACUACCUUCACAGUGACAAGAAACUACACCGGGAUAUCAAAGCUGCAAACAUAUUGCUAAGUGGAAAUGGCCAAGUGAAAUUGGCCGAUUUUGGUGUCUCCGGUCAGCUUAGUGCUACUAUGACGAAAAAGAAUACAUUUGUGGGAACACCUUUCUGGAUGGCACCAGAGGUGAUCAAACAAUCUGGCUACGACUACAAAGCAGAUAUUUGGUCUCUCGGUAUCACAGCCAUUGAAUUGGCGACUGGGCAACCACCUUAUUCCGACAUCCACCCUAUGAAGGUAUUGUUUUUGAUUCCAAAGAACAACCCCCCGACACUUCAAGGAAAUUUUAGCAAAAUUUUCAAGGACUUCGUGGGUUUGUGUCUUCGACGUGAUCCCCGAGAGCGACCUACGGCAAAGGAGUUACUCAGGCAUCCGUUUUUAAAGAAGGCCAAGCGAACAACAUACCUGACUGAGUUGAUCGAAAGACACGAACGCUGGCAGGCAAUCCACGGACGUGGCACUCCCGAUGACGAUGACGAUCGUGCGCAACAAGUGCCGCCAUCAAAGCCUACUCCAGACGACGAAGAUUUAUGGGACUUUGGAACCGUUCGCCCGGCUGGUAGGAAUGCUGGUCUUCAAGCAUUGAGUGGUGCAGCGGCAAACGUCCGCAAUCAAAGCCAUGACCCGUGGUCUUCGGACACCAAUCAAGUAGUCAAGAGUGAAAGUGACGCCAUUGAAAACACUAAAGAAACCCUCCGUAUUAACUCUCCGCCGCAAUCUUCUACAAAGCAGAAAGCUUCCAUACCGAAACCUCUAGGGUCACCUACAAAGAUUCCUUUACCUCAAUCUCCGCAAAAACCGCAACAAGCUCGUGCUUUCCCUGGAACACCAUCGCGUCUGGAUAAGUCUUCGAUAGCAAACAAAGAUAAUGAUAGCCCCUCCACAAAAGACUACGAUAAAGCUCUUCAGCAAUCGCUUGCGUCUGACUUGACCUUUUUGAAUCUUGCUGGCUCACCAAAUUCUACUUCGUCUCGGCCGCAGUCUCAACAACAAGGAACCCCUACUCCCACUCAAACUGAGAACAUAAGCCGCAAGCCAGUGGGCAAUCAAGUAUCGACUUCUUACUUAAGACAAGAGCAACCUUCUUCUAAUGUCCCCCCGGCUCCGAAUCCAGUCGUCCAACGUGUUGCUGGACUACCCGAGCAAAAAGCUCUUCCUGCAUUCCAGCCCCUACCGUCGUUGUCAGCGCCUCAACCAUGUCGCCAAUCGGAUUCGUCAAGGAAUUCCGAAAACAGGAGGAGGAGUAUCGACUCCCAGAUUUCAACAACUUCAACCUCGAGUAAUCUCACGUCUUCUGCAUCCAGUGCCGGCGCGAACACUCUAAGCCGUGAAGUUAUCAUUCCAGCUCUCGACCAUGCUCUUCAAUGUCGAGCACGAGGUCUCAACAACACUCUAGCCGUGAUGGCCCAAGAUCCCCGUGGCAUGUCAAAGGAAGCCACUCAUCGUCACCAAUAUGCACACGAUCGAAUCAAAAGACUGGCACUCAAGGCUGCUGGUAUCUUCAAAGAGAUUGAUAGACUUGACCAGGAAGCACCCGUCGACAUGGAGAUGGGCCAAUCAUCAACGACCGAAGCGUUUAUUGAUGCGCUCAUGAGAUACUGUGAGGUUGAUACCGCCGAUCCCGAGGCUGUCAACUAG
Molecule: messenger RNA, 2040 nt
Organism: Talaromyces amestolkiae
Lineage: Eukaryota; Fungi; Ascomycota; Eurotiomycetes; Eurotiales; Trichocomaceae
Exons: 4
Coding region: 1-2040 (679 amino acids)
Biological process (GO): protein phosphorylation
Molecular function (GO): ATP binding; protein kinase activity
Source: RefSeq, a predicted model, not a curated record